AUGAGCAACGUCCUCGAGGCGCUCGAUGCCGGGCUCACAGGACUCUUUGGCCAAUGGAACGCCUACUCGACCGGUCUGGUGACGGUUCUCGUCGUCGUUCUUGGAUACCGCAUCUUCCACGCGGCCGACCCUGAUGUACACCCCAUUCUGCUGGCACGCCAGUCGACGGCUUCCACGGUGCGCAAGGAGGGCGAGAGCGCCGUCUACCGCUCGCCGUUGGCACCGCACGGCAUGCCUCUGAACGCCGGCCUCAACGUCAAGUCCCCUGGCGCUUCCAAGUGGGCGCGCGGCCGCGAUGGCGAUCUCCGUGACGUCUGGCGCAAAGUGGUGCUGGCUGGCGACGCGGGCGCCAAGGGCAAGCUCCUCACGGUGCACGGCUCGCAGAAUCUCGAGGAGCACAACCCUGAGGACAUUACCCGACAGAUCAACCUCAUCGGCCAGCACAUUACCGACCAGGGCGGCAUCCGCGUCGCUAUUUACCUGCCAAACUCGAUUGAGCUGCUCGCCGCGCUGUUCGCCUGCGCCUUUAGCAAGAACCUGACGGCGGUGCUGAUCCCCUUUGGCGUGCGCGAGGACCAGCUCGUGUCCAUGCUGCGCCGGUCCGCCGUCGACACCGUAAUCUCCGCCACCGGCGAGUUUCCUCUUGAUGCCGUCGUCAAGGCCUAUAAGGGCCUGCGCCAGCUCGUCUGGGUUGUGGACCAGGGCAGCGCCCACAUGGACUGGAACGAGGUGCCUGAGGGCAUCGGUGGCAGCGUCAGCGUCGCUACCUGGCAGGACAUUGUGCGCGACGCCCCUGCGGACGCCGGCCGCGUGCUCCAGGCUGCCCCCGCUGCGGAUGCCGACGUUUCUGCUGCGGGCGACCUUGUGACCUUUUGGCAGAGCGGCAAGCCCGGCGCCGUGCAGCAGGAGAUGGUGCGCUUCACGCAGGCUAACCUCGUGGCCGGCAUUGCUGGCCAGCUGGCUGCUAUUCCUACUAAAGCGCGUCUCACCAACGCCGAUCUCUUCCUCCCCACCUCCGCCCUGACCGACAUCAACACGCUGGUCGUCACCCUGGCUGCGCUUUAUUCGAAUGCGUCGGUUGCGCUCAACUCGGCUGCCGGGUCGCGCGUCUCCGACCUGGCCCUGGCCACGCAGGGCAUCGCACCGACUGUCAUUGUCGCCGACACGGCGGUGCUCCUGUCGUUGCACUCGCGUGCCAUGGCGCGGCUCCCCGCGCCGCUGGGCACGCUCGCCCACUCGCUGUCGAAGCGCAAGCUCGUCAACGAGGGCAUCAUGGCAACGGCCAACGUACUGUCGGCAUUUGCGGCGACGGCCAAGCUGGUGCUGGGCACCACACCCGGCCAACUGCGCCUGAUUUACACGGCGGACCGCGCGGGCAGCCAGCAGACGCCUGGCCUGUCACCGGCGGUGCUGACGGACCUGCGCAUCUUGACUGGCGCGAGGAUCGUGUACGCGCUCGCGGCGGCCAAAGUGGCGGGCGCAGUGGCGCAAACGGCGUUUUACGAUUACCGAGCCGAGGUUGGCGAUGUCAAGGGACACUUUGGCUCGCCGACGAGCAGCGUCGAGGUGAUACUCAAGGAUUCAGGCAACCACAAGACGACAGACGAGCAGGCCGAAGGCGAGAUUUUUGUCAGAGGCCCCUGUGUUUCUGGGGGCGAGGCAGGACUCGGCGUUGUCGGUGUCAUCAGAGACGACCAGACUUUGGCGUUGGCAUAA
Messenger RNA from Cordyceps militaris CM01, 1716 nucleotides. RefSeq lists its product as uncharacterized. NCBI's taxonomy places the organism in Eukaryota, Fungi, Ascomycota, Sordariomycetes, Hypocreales, Cordycipitaceae. Gene Ontology annotation, molecular function: long-chain fatty acid-CoA ligase activity. Gene Ontology annotation, cellular component: endoplasmic reticulum; membrane. The transcript is spliced from 3 exons. The record is from RefSeq and is a predicted model, not a curated record. Bases 1 to 1716 code for a protein of 571 amino acids.